AUGAAUGAUGCACUGUCAGAAAUCGUGCAUGGCGAAUUGGUUAUAUUCAAGGUUUUCUUUGAUGGAUUAGUCACGGACCGUAAGAUCUUGACACUCCUUCCAGUUCAUAUGACUGAUGAACAGGAUAGAAGUAAGGAACCCCAAGCUAAUGAGCAAGGUGAUGGUGAUGGUGAUGGUAAUUAUCAAGAUCGUACUGCUACCUAUGUUUCCCACUUGUUGAUUUUCUCAAAUUUAUUAUAA
Molecule: messenger RNA, 240 nt
Organism: Saccharomycopsis crataegensis
Lineage: Eukaryota; Fungi; Ascomycota; Saccharomycetes; Ascoideales; Saccharomycopsidaceae
Exons: 2
Coding region: 1-240 (79 amino acids)
Source: RefSeq, a predicted model, not a curated record